AUGUCCGCCUCUGCUUCCCCACAUUUCCGCUGCUUCCCCUCGUUUCCCCCUCUGCUCUCAUCGUUCCCCCCCUGCUUCCCCUCAUCCCCCCCCCCUCCUUCCCCUCAUUUCCCCCCCUCCUUCCCCUCAUUUCCCUCUCUGCUUCUCCUCAUUUCCCCCCCCUGCUUCCCCUCAUUUCCCCCUCCGCUUCUCCUAAUUCCCCCCUCCGCUUCCCCUCCUUCCCGCUUCCGCUUCUACUCAUCCCCCCCUCCUCUUCUCCUCAUUCCCCCCUCCGCUUCUUCUUAUCCCCCCCCCUGCUUCUCCUCAUUCCCCCCUCUGCUUCUCCUCAUUCCCCCCUCCCUUCCCCUUAUUUUCCCCUCUGCUUCAACCUGUGCAGAGACUUCACAUUCUCUCCGUGCUUCUCUGUCCCCUAGUCCCCCAUGCGCAACCCUGUGCCCAUCAGGUGGUGGACGAGGCAUGCCGCUUGCUGUGCCAGUGGUGGACGAGGCGGACCGGCUGCUGCGCUAG
Messenger RNA from Closterium sp. NIES-65, 507 nucleotides. NCBI's taxonomy places the organism in Eukaryota, Viridiplantae, Streptophyta, Zygnematophyceae, Desmidiales, Closteriaceae. The record is from the annotation of a GenBank genome assembly.